Mucor mucedo is the source of this 624-nucleotide messenger RNA. RefSeq names its product 50S ribosomal protein L14. Gene Ontology annotation, biological process: translation. The transcript is spliced from 2 exons. Gene Ontology annotation, molecular function: structural constituent of ribosome; large ribosomal subunit rRNA binding. Lineage: Eukaryota; Fungi; Mucoromycota; Mucoromycetes; Mucorales; Mucoraceae. The record is from RefSeq and is a predicted model, not a curated record. Bases 40 to 435 code for a protein of 131 amino acids. Gene Ontology annotation, cellular component: ribosome; mitochondrial large ribosomal subunit.
AUUUUCUCUCUCUUAUAUAUAAAAAAAAAACUUUAUAAAAUGAUUGGAUUGAAGGGUACACUUAAUGUCAUUGACAACUCUGGAGCUAUUCUUGCCGAAUGUAUUCAAGUCUUGAGCGGUGCUCGUUUCGCCAGAGCUGGUGAUGAAAUUGUUUGUGUUGUAAAGCGUGCUAGACCCAUUAACCCUAGCAUUGCCGGUACUCAAGCUGCCGCACAAAAAGUAAAGAAGGGUGAUGUCCGUCAUGCUCUUGUUGUUCGUACAAAGAAAGAAAUGUCUCGUCCUGACGGUCGUACCAUUCGUUUCGACGACAAUGCUUGUAUCUUAUUAAACUUGAAGAAGGAACCUCUCGGUACUCGUGUAUUGGGUGUUGUUUCUGCUGAAUUAAGAAUGAAGAACUGGAUGAAGGCUGUUUCCCUUGCUCCCAGAAUUGUAUAAAUUUUCUAUCGUUUUAAUCCAUACACAUUAUUUCCGUCAUAUAUCGCACACACACAAAAAAAAAAUUAGAGGUAAUCCCAGCCUUCAUUCCAUUAGAAACUGAUCUAUUAUUCAAAUAAAAGACAUAUCGAGUUUGAGGGUGAAGAAGAUGUUUUUCAUGUCUUUUUCAUCUUUUUUUUUAUCAUUGUA